Camelina sativa (false flax) is the source of this 1432-nucleotide messenger RNA. Its product is annotated as WD repeat-containing protein GTS1. Gene Ontology annotation, molecular function: protein binding. Lineage: Eukaryota; Viridiplantae; Streptophyta; Magnoliopsida; Brassicales; Brassicaceae. The record is from RefSeq and is a predicted model, not a curated record.
CUCAUAUCACAUUGUUGUUAAUUUGACUCAAAAACCAAAUAGAAAGAGAAGAAGCGUCGGGGAUGGAAGUGGAGGUUCAAAAUCAUCGUCAAGUGAAGAAAUUUGGGCUGAAGAACUCUAUUCAGACCAACUUCGGCUCUGACUACGUCUUCCAGAUUGUCCCAAAGUUCGAUUGGACAGCUAUUGCGGUUUCGUUAUCUACCAACACCGUCAAGCUCUACUCCCCUGUCACUGGUCAGUACUACGGCGAAUGCAAAGGUCACUCCGAUACCGUCAAUCAAAUUGCGUUUUCCUCUGACUCGGCCGCUUCUCCUCACCUUUUGCACUCCUGUUCCUCCGAUGGGACCAUUCGAUCUUGGGAUACGCGAAGUUUUCAACAGGUUUCGUGCAUUGAUACUGGGAAUGAUCAGGAGAUUUUCAGCUUCUCCUAUGGUGGUGCUUCAGAUCAUCUUUUGGCUGGUGGAUGCAAAGAGCAGGUUCUUCUGUGGGAUUGGAGAAACUCGAAGCAAGUCGCUUGUUUAGAGGAAUCUCACAGAGACGACGUCACUCAGGUACACUUUGUUCCUAACAACCCAAACAAGCUUCUCUCAGCUUCCGUGGAUGGAUUGAUAUGUCUUUUUAACACUGAAGGUGAUAUCAAUGACGAUGACCAUCUCGAAUCUGUGAUCAACAUAGGAACUUCAAUUGGCAAAAUAGGUUUCCUUGGGGAUUGCUAUAAAAAGCUCUGGUGUCUCACUCAUAUAGAAACUCUUAGUGUUUGGAAUUGGCAAGAUGGAAGCUGUGAAAUCAACCUAGAGAAAGCUCGGGAACUCGCAUCUGAUAGCUGGACACAAGAUAAUGUUGAUUAUUUUGUUGAUUGCCAUUGUCCAGGGGGUGACGACUUGUGGGUGAUCGGUGGAACCUGCGCAGGAACCAUUGGUUAUUUUCCGGUGAAUUGUGAAGGGCCUGGAUCAGUCGGUUCUGCUGAAGCCAUUCUUGGUGGAGGACACAUCGAUGUAGUAAGGAGUGUUCUGCGAAUGCCAUGUGAGUAUGGAGGAGCUGCAGGGUUAUUUGGAUGGACAGGUGGUGAAGACGGGCGGCUAUGUUGCUGGAAGUCCGACGAGAAUUCUACCGACAUUAACCGGUCUUGGACUUCAAGUGAAUUGGUCGUUAAGCCUCCAAGAAACCGCAAGAAAAACAGACACUCUCCUUACUAAAAAAACGACAGCUGUUUUUACUGCGUCUUGUGUCUGUAUAACAACAGUGAAGAGGGCAGUUCCUUUAUGUCUCUUUCUCUUUUUACUUAAAAAAAGGCAAAUUGGUUUAAUGAAAUAUCAAAGAAAAGAUUGCAUCUUGAAAUAGCAAAAAUUGCAGAAAGGAAAGAGAAAAACAGAGUACAUGUAAAUGCUUAAAGGAAUCUUUGGUUUCAUUAGUGCAAGUAGUCAGCUCGACA